AGUAAGCAGAUGUACUGGGACGUGGACGAAGGCUACCCCGGACCUCCUCCUGGAGACGACAACACCAACAACAGCAACACCUGCCCACGCCGAGCCGCAGGUGGAUUGCUCGGCGGGAUCAUGGCCGUCGUAACUGUGGCCCUACAGGAAGUCGACUUCUCCUGUGUGCCUAACCCGGACUUUACUCUGGUGGUUCACAACGUCGCUGAGUUACCCUUUGUCGAUCUCCGCACACAAGCACAGCUCCCCGCACAGAGCCUGUCCGACAUCCCUUUGUCUGGGCAGCAGAGCUACUUGGUGCCCCACAGCAAGAGCACUACAGUGAUCAUGAAGCCCAUUAGGGUCAUAUCGAACCCACGCCUCAGAUCGUAUAGUCCGGCGAGCCGAAACUGCUAUUUCACAGGAGAGAAGGAACUGCACUUCUUUCGGGUCUACACGCUACAGAAUUGCCGAUUGGAAUGCUUAACGAAUCUUACGUGGCAGAUGUGCAACUGCACAGCAUUCUACCAACCGCAAAUCGAGGGCGUACAGGUGUGUUAUAGUACGAAGAAGAUAACCUGCUCAAAUAGCAUAGAGGGGAAAUACAAAGACACUGACUGCAACUGCCUACCCGGCUGCAACAGUCUGCAGUACGACACAAGGUCCAUCCAGUCGGAUAUCGUGAGAGACGACGAUGACGAUGAACCUUAUCUGUACGGGAUUGUGAAGCUUGUAUUCUCGGAUUUGGAUUACAGUCCGUAUGUGAGGGAGGCCCGAAUAAGUUCCUUGGAGUUUCUUGGUGAGUCCUGAG
Frankliniella occidentalis (western flower thrips) is the source of this 790-nucleotide messenger RNA. RefSeq names its product pickpocket protein 28. The transcript has 7 exons. The record is from RefSeq and is a predicted model, not a curated record. Gene Ontology annotation, molecular function: ligand-gated sodium channel activity. Gene Ontology annotation, cellular component: membrane. Lineage: Eukaryota; Metazoa; Arthropoda; Insecta; Thysanoptera; Thripidae. Gene Ontology annotation, biological process: sodium ion transmembrane transport. The coding region runs from base 10 to 789 and encodes 259 amino acids.